UCUCUGCAACAAAAAUGGCCGAUCAACAACCCAACUACGGCCGUCAACAAAGGCCACCAACUCGUUCCUCCGGCUUCAACAGCAACAUGACUACCCCUUCAUUCCUCCGCAAAUUGCAAGAACACGUCCCUAAUUCCACCCAACUCGUCGGAUUUCUAACCCUAAUUAUCUCCGGCGGAAUCUUACUCCUUCUCACCGGACUCACACUUACCGCAAUUAUUUUAGGUUUAAUCUUCUUCACUCCUUUGGUUCUAAUCUCAAGCCCAAUUUGGGUCCCUGUGGGUACUGUUCUGUUUAUUGCCAUUGCCGGAUUUUUAUCUGUUUGUGGAUUUGGGGUUGCCACGCUGGCGUCUCUCUCUUGGUUAUAUAGAUACAUUAGGGGAUUACACCCGCCCGGUUCGGACCGGGUUGAUUACGCCAGAAGCCGAAUUGCUGAUACGGCUAGCCAUGUGAAGGAUUACGCUAGGGAAUACGGCGGGUACCUUCAUAAUAAAGUGAAGGAUGCAGCUCCUGGUGCUUGAGCUCAAUCGAGCCGUUUCUAU
This is a messenger RNA of Solanum verrucosum, 542 nucleotides long. RefSeq names its product oleosin G-like. Gene Ontology annotation, biological process: lipid storage. Gene Ontology annotation, cellular component: membrane; monolayer-surrounded lipid storage body. The coding region runs from base 15 to 521 and encodes 168 amino acids. NCBI's taxonomy places the organism in Eukaryota, Viridiplantae, Streptophyta, Magnoliopsida, Solanales, Solanaceae. The transcript has a single exon. The record is from RefSeq and is a predicted model, not a curated record.